Cimex lectularius (bed bug) is the source of this 814-nucleotide messenger RNA. RefSeq lists its product as uncharacterized. The coding region runs from base 232 to 777 and encodes 181 amino acids. Gene Ontology annotation, cellular component: mitochondrial small ribosomal subunit; mitochondrion. The record is from RefSeq and is a predicted model, not a curated record. Gene Ontology annotation, molecular function: structural constituent of ribosome. Gene Ontology annotation, biological process: mitochondrial translation. The transcript has 4 exons. Lineage: Eukaryota; Metazoa; Arthropoda; Insecta; Hemiptera; Cimicidae.
UGAAAUUUUAUUUAAAUUUACUUUUUUUAAACUUUAUACUUUCAACUGUUUCACCGAAAUUGUCUUCUUUUGUUGUUCAUUCGUUAUUAUUAAAAACAUUAAUUUUUUUAAGAAGAGAUAACAAUGUCAUAAACUUCUCAGCAGUGUACUGUAGUAUUUUGUAUUUCUUUUACAACAUUGAUAUUAUUUUAAAAGUCGUAAGAACGUCAAUUUUAAUAAGUGUUUACCAAGAUGCCGGUCAAAUUGGUCGGAAGGACGACGGAUUUUUCUGGGAAAACCCUCUGGGAAAUCCUCGGGAACUUGAAGAACUUCGGCGUCGGGAGGUUGGUGAAGAGGAACAUUAUGGAUAGAUAUCCGGAGCCGUCUUACUUCAAAGUGCUCAAAGUCGAAACCGACCAAGUCAGGGAAGGGCAAGACAGGAAAAUCUGGGCAUAUGUCGAAAAAGUGUUCAGGGGUCGAAAGUAUCCCAAAGUUGUCGAACUCUACAGUUCGACUUACAAAGCGGACUACCGUCUUGUGCCUAGAUGCGAAGAGCAAGCUUUGCUUGACCGAGUCGCAGCGUGCAAAGUCGAGGAGCGCAUCCUGCCCAAGACAAUACAAUUUCCACCUCUGCUCGAGUAUUUUCUCAUGGAAGAGAAGAAGAGCCAAGGCCAGCCUGUCGUCUUGCCUCAGCUAGAAUUAAAAAUCAAACCGGGCCGAGAUAGAGUAUACAGGAAAGCUGAGGACAACGAGAGUCCGACGGUUGAGUUUCAGUCCUCCAAACAGAAAACUCUUUAAAAACAUUGUAAAUAAUAUAGACUUUUCAUUAAUUGUU